Python bivittatus (Burmese python) is the source of this 750-nucleotide messenger RNA. It is a transcript of the gene SPMIP11, whose product is annotated as sperm microtubule inner protein 11. The record is from RefSeq and is a predicted model, not a curated record. Lineage: Eukaryota; Metazoa; Chordata; Lepidosauria; Squamata; Pythonidae.
UUCUGGGGUCAACCAAGGCUGGCUAGUGUUGCCAACUGGCAAGCAAAACAAAUACAAUCAACCUUGAGCCAGUUGGGAGUAUUUUUGCAUCCUUUGGUGUUAUAUACAAAUAAGUGCAAGUCGAUGACAAAACAAUGGGGAAUGGGGUUCCAAAAUAAACAAUUUCUUCAGUUACAUCAAGUUAUAUUACCUUAAGACAUCACAAACUGCUUUCUUAGGUAAGGAACUGAGCAGUGUAUCACCAUGGUAACAAAGCAAACAUGCUUCAGAAGCCAAGAAACAGAAUGUUGCAGUUGGAUACAGUUGAACCUACUGAAACACAAAGCCCAGAUAAUGGCUUUUUUCGGAUUAACUUUUCUAGGUCCUCAGGAUCCCUUUCGCGAUAAAAGACUAUCAUUACCAAAAUAUGAAGUGCCAGUGGGAACAACCCCUCCCAAACUGGAACUUUUCUACCCAAAGCUCCCACCCAUAGGACAAUUUGGAUAUGAUGACACUGAACAUCAGGGCAGCCACAAGAAAUAUCAAGAGACUAUCAAACGGAUGCAGCUCAAGAAAUACCCUAAUCAAGCAUACAGGGUACCACUGACGUGUGGACAAGAUAUUGGUUGGUGGCUGCCUAAGAACCCAUCUGUCAAGCCAGAAGAUACAUUACCUUGGAUGAAGGUGCCACGGCAUCCCCUGCUGCGGAGCCCCAUGACCAAGUUUAUAGACCACAUGGCAGUCACAGAUCCUCUCUUCAGCCUGUUUUGA